Molecule: messenger RNA, 1880 nt
Organism: Lepisosteus oculatus (spotted gar)
Lineage: Eukaryota; Metazoa; Chordata; Actinopteri; Semionotiformes; Lepisosteidae
Gene: vps26c
Product: VPS26 endosomal protein sorting factor C
Biological process (GO): intracellular protein transport
Cellular component (GO): endosome
Source: RefSeq, a predicted model, not a curated record
UCACGUGACUCCGCUGCGGCGCGAUCACGUGGUCGAGCGCAUCGGGACCCGCUCUUUUUUUUGUUUUUUCGCCUCAGAAUCCUCUUUUCCCGAGAAGAAAACAAAAUGAGCACAAGUUUGGACAUCAGACUAAAGCGAGCAAAUAAAGUCUAUCACGAAGGGGAGGUGCUGGCAGGUGUGGUGGUGAUCGUGAGCAAGGAGGCUGUGCAGCAUCAAGGGAUCUCUCUCUCCAUGGAAGGAGUGGUCAACCUGCAGCUGAGCUCCAAGAGCGUGGGCGUCUUUGAGGCCUUCUACAACUCCGUGAAGCCGAUCCAGCUGAUCAGCGGCAACAUCGAGGUAGUCAAGCCAGGAAAGGUCCCCAGCGGCAAGACGGAAAUUCCAUUCGAGUUUCCCCUGCAUGUCAAGGGGAACAAAGUGCUGUAUGAAACCUACCAUGGUGUCUUCGUCAACAUCCAGUACACUCUGCGCUGUGAUAUGAAGAGAUCUCUGCUGGCCAAAGACCUGAGCAAGACCUGCGAGUUCAUGGUUCACUCUCAGCCUCAGAAGGAGAAGCUCCUGCCGAGUCCAGUGGAUUUCACCAUCACCCCAGAGACACUGCAGAAUGUCAGAGAGAGGAGCGGCCUCCCGCGGUUCCAGAUCCGGGGACGUCUGAACUCCACCAGCUGCGUGAUCACCCAGCCCCUGACGGGCGAGCUGGUGGUGGAGAGCUCGGAGGUGCCCGUCAAGAGCAUAGAGCUGCAGCUCGUGCGUGUGGAAACCUGCGGGUGUGCCGAGGGCUACGCGCGAGAUGCCACGGAGAUUCAGAAUAUCCAGAUCGCGGAGGGCGACGUGUGUCACGGCCUCCCCAUCCCCAUCUACAUGGUGUUUCCCCGGCUCUUCACCUGCCCCACCCUGGAAACAACCAACUUCAAAGUCGAGUUUGAAGUGAACAUCGUGACCGUUCUGCACGAUGACCAUCUGAUUACGGAGAACUUUCCUCUUAAACUGUACCGGGUCUGAGCUCUCUUGGUGGAGGAAGGAGGUUCCUAUUUCAUGCCUUUCGCAGCUGGGAGGUGUGUUGUCCGAGCUAGAGGAGUGUGAAUGGACGCAGCCCAGGAGAGAGGAAAUAAACACUGAAUGCUCACAUCUUGCAUAGAGGAACGCAUUUGGACCAAUGCAAUGACAGAAGAUCUUGACAUAUCCUGGAUGGAUAUCUCAUUUUGUCAAAGCUUGAUUUGUAGUUAUUUUUUACAGGCAUACUACAAAACAUUUAAUGGGGGGGGGGGGUUUAACGGUAUAGGAAGGAUGUAAUUACAAAGUUGUGUCACUUUAAUUGCAAUUCUGACACUGAUUAAUAACUUUGCCUGCCUUGUAUAGGUUCAUUUAAACAUGCCAAGCAAGCUUUAAGAUUUAAAAUAUUUAGGAAAUGUCAAAUUCUCUCUUUCAGUCUUGCAGAGGUGGUCUUAGUUCAGUAAUUGUUAAUCAGGGUCUCAAUGAAAGAAAUGUAAGGUUGAAGAGUAAAGUAUAAUAAAACUCAGGAACUACAGCCUUAGGUUUCAUAAACCACUAAUUCAAAUCAGAAUAGUUGUACUUUGAAGUAAACCAGUAACAAGUACUUCAUUAAAUGAGGUCGUUUAAGUUAUACUGUGUAAGAUCCUGAAUACAGAACCAUUACUGAACUAUUACUGACUUAGCAAUUUACAAAAUUAAAUACAGCAACUGAACUGAAACAAUAAGUAUACCUAGAGUUAAGACAAGGUGUGAAAAGGCUAUCCUAACCCUCAAUGGUGAGUAUGGUCCAGCCUGAACUUCAUUAAGCUAUUUGACUUGCACCGGUGUGAAAUGAGGGAAUUGCAGAAGGAAGUGUGUAAAUUAAACUGCGUUACUUCAUUUAAUUGAAA